This is a messenger RNA of Passer domesticus (house sparrow), 4316 nucleotides long. RefSeq names its product cAMP responsive element binding protein 5 (gene CREB5). Gene Ontology annotation, biological process: regulation of transcription by RNA polymerase II. Bases 118 to 1716 code for a protein of 532 amino acids. Lineage: Eukaryota; Metazoa; Chordata; Aves; Passeriformes; Passeridae. The record is from RefSeq and is a predicted model, not a curated record. The transcript is spliced from 13 exons. Gene Ontology annotation, molecular function: DNA-binding transcription factor activity, RNA polymerase II-specific; cAMP response element binding.
GCGCUGCCGGUCCCGUCCCCGCCGCGCCGGGCGCGAAGUUUUCAGGACGAUAAGAGCUGCAGGAGUGUAAGGGGAAUACUUGCUAAACUCUGCCUCCUCUAUUAUUUAUGUCCGAGCAUGAUUUAUGAGGAAUCAAAGAUGAACUUGGAGCAGGAGAGGCCUUUUGUCUGCAGUGCCCCAGGCUGCUCACAGCAGUUGCAUGACACCUUACGGUUUGUCAUCCCAGACAGCACGGCAGCAAAUGUGUUUCUAAAUCAAGUGCAGCGUUUUCCAACAGAGGAUCAUCUGAUGAUUCACAGGCACAAACAUGAAAUGACUUUGAAGUUUCCUUCAAUAAAAACAGAUAAUAUGUUAUCAGAUCAGACUCCCACACCAACACGAUUUUUGAAGAACUGUGAGGAAGUCGGCCUCUUCAACGACAUCGACUGCUCCCUGGAGCACGAGUUCAGGAAGGCACAAGAAGAAGAGAACAACAAAAGGAAUAUCUCCAUGCAUAACACAGUUGGAGGAGCAAUGGCAGGACCUGGAUCCCACCAGCUGACAAACACAAGGAUGCCAAACCAUGACACCAGCGUUGUGAUUCAACAAGCCAUGCCGUCUCCACAGUCCAGUUCUGUCAUUACACAAGCACCUUCCACAAAUCGGCAGAUUGGGCCUGUCCCAGGUUCUCUGUCUUCACUACUGCACCUACACAACCGACAAAGACAGCCUAUGCCUGCCUCCAUGCCUGGCACCCUGCCCAACCCCACCAUGCCAGGAUCUUCUGCUGUUCUCAUGCCUAUGGAGCGACAAAUGUCAAUGAACUCCAACAUCAUGGGGAUGCAAGGGCCGAACCUCAAUAAUCCAUGUGCUUCACCUCAAGUUCCCCCAAUGCAUUCAGAAGCCAAAAUGAGAUUGAAGGCAGCACUGACUCAUCAUCCUGCCGCCAUGUCGAAUGGGAAUAUGAACACCAUGGGCCACAUGAUGGAAAUGAUGAGCUCGCGACAGGACCAGACACCACACCAUCAUAUGCACUCACAUCCUCAUCAGCACCAGACACUGCCACCUCAUCAUUCAUACCCACAUCAGCACCAGCAUCCGGCACACCAUCCUCAUCCUCAGCCUCAUCACCAGCAGAACCAUCCCCACCACCACUCCCACUCGCACCUUCACGCACACCCGGCACACCACCAGACCUCACCGCACCCACCGCUGCACUCGGGCGGACAAGCACAGGUUUCGCCGGCGGCGCAGCAGAUGCAGCCCACGCAGACGGUACAGCCACCACAGCCGACUGGAGGCCGCCGGAGGAGGGUGGUGGAUGAAGACCCAGAUGAGAGGAGGCGGAAAUUUCUGGAAAGAAACCGAGCUGCUGCCACGCGCUGCAGACAGAAGAGGAAGGUCUGGGUGAUGUCACUGGAAAAGAAAGCAGAAGAGCUCACCCAGACAAACAUGCAGCUUCAGAACGAGGUUUCCAUGCUGAAAAAUGAGGUAGCACAGCUGAAACAGUUAUUGUUAACACAUAAAGACUGUCCGAUAACAGCUAUGCAGAAAGAAUCACAAGGAUAUCUAAGUCCCGAGAGCAGUCCUCCUGCAAGCCCAGUCCCAGCUUGCUCCCAGCAGCAAGUCAUCCAGCACAACACCAUAACGACCUCCUCCUCCGUCAGCGACGUCGUGGGAAGCUCCACUCUCACCCAGCUCGCCAGCCACAGAACAGACAUCAACCCCAUCCUUUGAAAGUGGUUGAUCAGAAACUGCUGGGGGAGUGUGGUACCGUAUCAAAGCGUCCUCUCUGCUAAGGACAUUUACAACUGUAACUCAAGCCUGGAAGAUUCCUCAGUUCUUGAAAGACUCUGGCUAUUCAUUUUUAUAGUUAUUAAAAUGUCUUUUAUACUUAGUUACAUAAAAGGGAGUUACGCAAUUAAUAUUCUAUCAGCUUGAGAAAUGCUUCGGUGCUUUCUCCAUUUUUUUGGUACCAGUUACUUGUUUAUAAACCUAACUGUUUCUGUACAUAGUCAUGUUUCCUUCUCACCAAUCUAGCCUGCAGCCUCAGAAAUGCAAAGCUGUGUUAAACUGCAGCUUGUUAGCCUAUGUGAGGCAUGAAAAGUAUUAAACAGAGUCAAACAUAGGUAACUAGGAGUAAUUAGGCCAUAAAUAUAGACCGAGGGCAUCUGCUGACAGCAUAAUAAAAAAGAGUUAGCGUUGUGCUAUCAGCAGACCGCGUCUCACAUUCAGAGCCUCUUUCAGAGCAGUUAUAUAGGAUGUGGCUUCAGGACAAAAUCAAGCCCAAAUAGCGUGCUCUUUUGUCUAGCCCUCCCCCUUCUCCUCUUUCCCCUACCCUGGCCUUUUUCUCCUCCAGUUAUUCUCACACCUUCCUUUUCCCUUCCCUUUUCAUUUUCCAGCUGUUUUUUUCCUUGCUUUUUUUCCUUGCCUUUUUUUUCUCAUUUCAAGGCUUUCUCGCUUCCCUCUUUUUCUCAAAGAAUGGUAAUGAACAAGAAAAACUUCAAGCCCACCUAAAAACUGUCAGCACGGCUGCUGCUUUCACUAGCUCUUCACCAGCAGUUGGGCUGCGCCAAGCAUUUGGCUUUUAAAAAAUACAAAUGCUCCUGAUUUAGUGUUUUUAAUAAAUAGGGAAAGGUGAAAACAGCGCAGCCGCAGGUGAAGCAGGAUGGUGAGCCAGCUGUGUUGAUGCUAGCAGCCCUGUAUGCUUCUGUGGUGCAGUAGAGGCAUAGUGAGCAACAUCUGAGAGUCACAGCAAUGUUUUGCACUGCCAGUCAUUAAUGUAGGAAAAUCCAUGUAGUAUAUAGUAAUUCGGAAAAGUUCAGUUCCCUAACCUGGUUGCAUUGUUCUAGCAACGAAAGCUAAGAGCCUCAGGCUUCAUGGGCUAUAAAUGGGAAAUAAAUCAGUGUAAUGGUUCUGACCAGCUGGAAAAAUGCCAUUUUUAAUUCCCAGGGAAAGACCUGCUCUCUGCAGGCAUUCCUUUAAAUGUUCACAGACUGAUCCCAAGCUGGCAGACAGCAGUGUAGCUUCACUGACUUUAAUGGCACUUCACACCCGCUUAUCCCGGGUAAGGAAUUGUUCUUUAGGACGCUAAAUAAUUUUUAGAAGGCAUGCAUCAGCUAAAAAAUGCUGCAAGAAUGCCAAGUCCCACACUUGGGUUAAAAUACAGUCCUGCAGAGAGGGUCUGGAAAAGAGCCUUAUGCUACAAUUAAGGUUUUUGUUUGGACUCCGAGCCUGCCCCUCAGCACAACUGAUUUGCAUCCCCGAGUGGUCCCAGUGAUUGAUGGGAAAAUCAGACAGAGAUGAUGCCAGUUAAUUAUGCUGCCUUGCUGUAUACUGGGACCUGAUUUUGCUCUCAAAUCUGUCAGAGGCAAAACCUCCCGCUGCUCACCCAGGGAGCAAGCUCCAAGCUGGUGAAAAAUGUUCAAACAUUUUGAGCUGCAUCUUCAAUAGCAAAAUUCACAUUAUUCUCAGCAAAUCCUCUAGCCCUGAACACACUUUGUUCUGAAGCAAAGCUCUCUUCCUCAAAGACUGUGUCUUUGGUCUUUGGAGGACUCAUGAGUUUUAAAAGGGCAGGUCUGGGAGAGUAAAACAACUGAAGUGUGAGGAGGCUCUGUAAGGAGCAAGGCCUGUCUGAAAGGGAAAGUGAAUUUCUGAGCAUCAUUCACCGCUGAAUUAGUUCUUAUCUUGUGACUAACUUUUUAUCAGUAUCUUUUUCUUUAACAGCUCGCUUUCCAUUUAUGCAAAUACAUUCACAAGAAGAUUUUUAAUGUACAGUGUAAAUCUUGACUUGAUUAUAUAGUCUAAGAACCAAAAAAAAAUUAUGAAAAAAUACAAAUGUAAAGGAUUUUCUAUUAUAUUUUAGACAAACAUAUACUUUUAAAGUGUUUUAAAUACUGAAUCUAUAAUUUUUUUUAAUCUCCAGUUGUAAUAGCUUAAUGGUUUUGCUUCAUCAUGGCUCCCAAGAGAACUUUUUUCAAAUAUGCAGUAGAGAAAAAUGUUCCAGCUGAGUAUCCACUAUGUAAAAAACCCAAAUAAGCAUUUCCCCCACAUCUGAAUUUCAUCAUUCACCAACAAAAAGGAAAUGCCAUUGUAGGGUUAAUUUAAAAAACUAUACCUCUAUAUGGGUAGCACUUAAAUACAUUAAAAAAUCAAAGUUGUUGGUAAUAUUAGAAUACCCAAUUGAGCUACACUGCACUAGAAUUACGGUUUAGCUUCAUUUUAUUCAGUCUCCUCAAUUAAAAUAUUUAGCUGUUAAAAUGAAAGCCUCUACAUUAAAAAGAAAAAAAAAAGGAAAAAAUACAAAAACCUUGCCUAAGUUUUGUUAAAUUCAGCAA